This is a messenger RNA of Rhododendron vialii, 1088 nucleotides long. RefSeq names its product superoxide dismutase [Cu-Zn], chloroplastic-like. The record is from RefSeq and is a predicted model, not a curated record. Lineage: Eukaryota; Viridiplantae; Streptophyta; Magnoliopsida; Ericales; Ericaceae. Gene Ontology annotation, molecular function: superoxide dismutase activity; copper ion binding. Bases 123 to 794 code for a protein of 223 amino acids. The transcript is spliced from 8 exons. Gene Ontology annotation, biological process: removal of superoxide radicals.
AAUUAGGAUUACCUUCAAAAAAAAUGAAGAAAAAAAAAACACAAAAAACCAAAUUAUCGGCCAGAUAGAUUUUAUCCGAGGAACUGUUGAACAGAAGCUGGUAAAGAUUUCAUCCUCUGCAAAUGCAAGCCGCAAUCGCAGCCAUGGCCGCCCACACAAUCCUCUUCUCGUUCACCCCAUCCCAAAUUCUGCUCAACCCAGUUGCAUUCUCGACCCCUCAUAAUAACCCACAACUCCUCUCUCCAUUCCACGGAGUUUUCCUCAAUAAACUCACCCGCCAAUCCGUUACCCUCGCCGCCACCGCCCCGAAGCCCCUCACCGUCGUCGCCUCCGCCAAGAAGGCCGUCGCCGUCCUCAACGGAAACUCCAAUGUCAAAGGCGUCGUCACCCUCAGUCAAGAAAACGAGGGUCCGACCACCGUGAAUGUCCGUAUAACAGGACUUGCUCCAGGACCUCACGGGUUCCAUCUACAUGAGUAUGGAGAUACAACCAAUGGAUGUGUAUCAACAGGAGCACAUUUUAAUCCUAAUAAAUUGACACAUGGUGCUCCUGAAGAUGACGUCCGUCAUGCGGGUGACCUGGGAAACAUAAUCGCUAAUGCCGAUGGGGUGGCAGAGGCAACAAUUGUGGAUAGCCUGAUACCGCUUACUGGACCUAAUGCAGUUAUUGGCAGGGCCCUUGUUGUUCACGAGCUUGAGGAUGACCUUGGAAAAGGUGGUCAUGAACUUAGCCUUACAACUGGAAAUGCAGGUGGACGACUGGCAUGUGGUAUCGUUGGUUUGACUCCAAUUUAAGGACAGAUCAUUCUUUACGUGUUGGGUCCUUCGCAUGUUUCACUUACACGUCAAUGUUACUCAAAGCCGUGGGUUCUCUCCAGAUUGUACUGCCAUGUUUACUGGUAAAAAUUGCAGACUGGUCCUUGUUUUUGUGUAAUCCCUAUCCAAUAAAUUAAUUAAAUUUGAAGUUGGUAACCCAUUCAAGUCAGCCUAUGCCAUCCGCUUAGGUGCGACUUGUUACUUGUACUAUGAUCAUUGUUUUCUAAACGUAAUUGACUUGGUAGUGAAGGUACGUACAUGUUAAUGUUGCCA